Molecule: messenger RNA, 4876 nt
Organism: Menidia menidia (Atlantic silverside)
Lineage: Eukaryota; Metazoa; Chordata; Actinopteri; Atheriniformes; Atherinopsidae
Source: the annotation of a GenBank genome assembly
AAAAAGCUAUAUUAGAUUGAGUCUACAUGUGGAAAGAAUCUGAUCCACCCACCAAUAGAAAUAGAUCUGUGCCUACUGAGACUGGCAGGUCUAGAUGAUCCCGGUGGCGUUUGCGUAACGAUAUGCAAAUCUAUUCGUGGUCAAAAACGCAACUAAACUAGUGUCUGUUCUGUGUAUAGUAGCACCGUGUUACAGAACCCAGAACGCUCGGAUACACUCGCUCUUGUAUUUUCUCCAUCACAUGUGGUUUCUCGGCAGGGGGAGAGGAAGGGGGAGGAAGAGAGAGACUUCGCGGCCACUGGCGCAGGACCUGCUGAACUGAACACUUUUCACCCAGAAGCAUAUUUUAAGUGUUAAAACCUGCUGUUCACAACUAGGCUGACUAAUCCGAGGCGUCAUUUUUUUGAAGAAAUCGAAGAGCUUGGAGAGGAUGCUGAGUUUACGAGAAGCAGGUGCAUUGUGCCAAGUGGAGGAGGCGCAGGGACCAGAGCAGGACCAUGCCGCAUGCUCCAGACGAAAACUCAUCUGUUUAAGCUGCUGCUUAUUGCGCUUUUUCGUCUUAAAUUGACGGAUUGUUCGUUAACAGCAUGCAUCUCGUAACUAAGAGGAUGGAGAUGCCAUGGAACUGACGGACGCGCUGCGCUUUUGGGCAACAUUGUAGAGACUGGAGAGAAAACAAGCAUCAAGGACUUCUUUGUUGGCUUCUCACACGGCUGCUACACUGAAUUUAAUUCUCAAGGAGAUCCACAAAUCGUCUGCAAGCAUGACCGAAGCACCUUUUACGGCGAAGUCCCUCUACAUUGGGAUGGAGAUGCUAAUCGCGGUCGCCUCCGUGGUCGGGAACGUGAUGGUGGUUUGGGCGGUGAAAAUUAAUAAAUCCCUGCGAGACACCACGUUUUGUUUCAUCGUUUCUUUGGCUUUGGCGGACAUUGCAGUGGGGGCACUCGUCAUUCCUUUGGCCAUUACCAUUAGCAUCGGACUCCAAACUCAUUUCUACAGCUGCCUGCUCGUGGCGUGCACAGUGUUGGUGCUGACGCAAAGUUCAAUCCUGGCUCUUCUGGCCAUCGCGAUUGACCGGUACCUCAGGGUCAAGAUACCCACCAGGUACAAGCGAGUGGUUACCCCUCGGCGAGCCGGCCUGGCAGUGGUGAUAUGCUGGACAGUGGCUUUCAUUGUGGGGCUCACACCGAUGUUAGGCUGGAACAAUCUGAGGCGCCUCCAGCAGAACGACCCCAACAACACGGACCUUAUUAUAACAUGCCAGUUCGAAAACGUCAUCAGCAUGGACUACAUGGUCUACUUCAACUUUUUCGGAUGGGUGCUGCCACCUCUGCUGUUCAUGCUGGUGAUUUAUGCUGAGAUCUUUUACAUGAUCCACAAGCAGCUUAACAAUAAGAAACUUAAUACCAGCCACUCAGACCCCAACAAAUACUAUGACAAAGAGCUAAAUCUUGCUAAAUCUCUAGCACUGGUCCUUUUCCUCUUUGCAAUCAGCUGGCUCCCCCUUCACAUCAUUAACUGCAUCACACUCUUCUGCCCCGGGUGCAAAACGCCAAUAGUUCUCCUCUAUGUCGCCAUCCUGCUCACACAUGGCAACUCCGCCGUCAACCCAAUCGUCUACGCUUUCCGCAUAAAGAAGUUCCGCUCAGCCUUCCAGAAAAUCUGGCAGCAGUACUUCUGCUGCAAGGACACACCAGCGCUGGACUUCCAACACAGUGACAGAAAAGAGGUGCCCAAUCUGGUACCGCUGCAGCCUACUCCAAUCCCAUCUACUCAGAUAGAAAACCUUAAAUCAAACUUACAGCAGCCUCCACCAGAACCUCCAGAGGAGCAGAAGACCAAAACACCGCAGGAAGCCAAUGAACAUCCGCCUUCACUGGAGCACAACGCAGUCUAAGCAAAGGAUUAGAGCUAAUGGAUCCAGAGGUAAUGGUCAGUGCAAAAGCAGAAGCAUUAACUGCUACAGAGGACUACAGUAUUUUGGUGGAGUUGGCAAGAGUUCACUGGAAAUGAAUGAACUUUCCUCAGGUGGAAUGUGUUUACUCAAGGUUUAUAAGAGAGCAAAAAUAGAUAAAUAAAAAGCAGAGAGAGGUUUUAGAUAAACUUGCAAUAAAAGAAGUCCAUUUAACUGUGUUUUAUCUUAGUAAAAGACUGAAAACAUUAAGCUUUAACUGUCUUAUUCAGUAUGGUGAAACAUUUGGAGUGAACUCUACAAAAUGUGCAAUAUAAGUUAUUGUGGCGGUGCAGUAUACGAUUCUUAAAAAGUUACAACUUGCCUGGACAUUAAUACAUCAAAUAGAGCAGGGUAAUCCCACUACUGUAAUGCUGUGUGUGUGUGUUUAAAAUGACAGUGGCAAAAUAAUAUGAAUGUAAUAAUGUAAAUAUGAGACUGUUGCAGCGCAGCUGCGAAUGGUCAUUUCUUCUUCAGGGUCAUAAUUGCACAACAACGUUUAAAGGAAGAAGUACAAAUGGGGAGAUUUUUUUAUCAGCAACAUGCCGCAGAGAACGUUUUAUAAUCUCUUUUGUCUAUUCACCAGACCUCAGGCCCUCUGUGAUCUCACAGCAGUUUCCAUUGCAGAGAAAGGAAUGGAAAAAGAAAUAAGUACAUGGUGGCAUCGGGAAGAUUGAAGAUUUUAGAGGCUACAUGCAAGAAUCGUGUAGCAGCUACUCAUAGGAGGCAAACCCAGCAUGCACUCACAGUUCUUCUUUGUCUAGGUAAUGGUGAGUUUUUUCCAAGUGACAGCAACACAAAACCACAACAAACUGUGGCUUCUAUGGCCUUAUAAACUAUUUUGACUCAUAUGGGCUGCACUCCAACUGACCUAGAAAUGACAACCUUAAGAUUGUGACCAUUUAUUACCCUGUAAAUUUGUAUUAUGCUAAUCUGUCAUUGAUCUGUAGGUUAAUGGCAAACUAAUGUAAAAAGUGGCUUUCACUUAAACUCACUUUAUGGGAAUGUAACAUAAUUUGUUUUGUCCUUUGUAAAGACUAAUGAGUUUGGGCCAAAACACUUGACUGAUGUUCUAGAUUCUGUGACAAUCUCUCGUGUAAGGUGAAGACAUCUUAGACAACUACGUCAAACGUCUCACGUGUUGGGAAACCUUAACACCGUCAACUGUAUUGUCAGUUGAAUUUGUAAAGAAAUACACAAACAGAUAUACCUCCAAAAGGGAAAAGAUGAAAAAAAAGUAUACUAUUGAUGUGUUUUCUGUACAUAAUGCCACUUAAAGCCUAUAUUUAUCAUUCCCAUUCCAUUAGAAUAGUGGAAUACACAUUCAUUUGUGAUGAUUUCAAUAGUAUCAUGAAAGAUUUCUGAUGCAAAUGUUGAAGAUAUGUGACUAGAUUCUUGCUAAAUUAUAUUCUACCCUUGUUUCCUUAAAAUUGUGGUUAUAAACUAAAGCUAAUUUGUACAAGCAGAUAUGAUUUGAGGGCACAAUCAUGCAGAUCUGUUUUCUUCCAUCAUAUGUUAGGCAGCUGCCUUAAUUACAAGCUGCAAAUUAGUGAUACCACACAUACAAAAUCUGGCUUUACUGUAAAUUAUGGUUUAUCACUGAUUGCUGCAUUAUCGAAAAAUUCAUAGUUAUGUGUUUGUAACAAAAGCACUAUUGUUGAGAUAGAAAACUGAUCUUGAUAUCAUGCGUAAAUCAUUAUUCACCAUCUAACAAAAAGCACAAUUGUAGCUGAGCCAUAAUAAAAGUGCAUUAUCAACGUUUGGGUGUUAUCCACACUAUCAGGUGUCAAAGUCUGCAUUUUAUGACGUAAUAUCUGUACGCAUCUGGAAUAUGUGUUUGCAGUGCUUGUAUUACUCCAAUCAAAGGCUGUUAAUUAUGGUCAAAGGUAAGCCUUAGACCAUAAUCAUUCACACUGUAAAGAACCACAGAAAUUGAACUUGUCUGAACUUAUCAACUUAAAAAAUCAGGACCAUGGAUCAAUUAAUGUUUUACAAAUUAUACGCCUAUGAAUACGUUUCUCUGAAGUUUGCUGUUUACUGUACAUACAAGGUUGAGCAUUUUAGCUUUCUUCUAUUGUUUUUUAUUUUUUGGCUUUCUGGUCUUGUUUUGCUGAUUUCAGAUCAAAUAAACCAGGCCUAUUUAUAGUAAAAAGAUUAGUUACGGUGUUCUGCAUAUGUAGUGUGAAAAAAAGUAUCUUACUGCGGGAAGCUGUAUCAAAUGUAAAAACAGAUAUAGUGAACAAUAUAAAAUCGGUUAAUGAAGAGGACACAAUUUUUCAGUAUUGUGUUUACAUUUACAUACAGAGACUAAGCAACUGCUCAUUUUUUUCAAACCGUUGUGAAUUAUUUUUUCAUUUUUGUUACUGUUCAUACCUCUUGCUGUGACUUCAGUUCCUGAGUUGUACUAUUUAAGCAAUCAACUAUUCUAAAUCCUGAAUUUUGUAUUUGUACCAAUAAUGUGGCACAAUGGUGCAGAGUGGCUCUUAGAUAAUGCUCAAGAGUUGUCAUAACUCUGACAACCCACUUCCCUUCUGAAAAUAUUAACUCAUUUGAUAUGUGGAAACGUGUGAAAUUCCACACCAUAAUCCAAGUCAGGACUGCUCACUGUGCUGUGUCUGCAAGGUCUCCUGACUUGCUGUCAACUAAUCCUUUUUCUUCCUCACUCUGAGAUAUAAUUCAGAAUCCACACAAAGGACAAUGCCUCCUUUUUCUAAGUAAUCAAGUGGGCCAGAGAGCUUUUAUGAAUCAAUAAUGUUUUUCACAUUGUAUAUCUAUUUCAGUCUCACGUACUAUUUUUAUGCUGGGUUCCAUUACAAGAUUACAUUUGAAGUGGAAGGUGUUUUAAGAUAAGAACAAGCAAGGAAAGAAAAUACAAAAGAUGUGGGCUUCCAGCGAGACAGCUGAGGUGACCUAUGAAGGACCGUG